This is a messenger RNA of Phalaenopsis equestris, 1882 nucleotides long. RefSeq names its product beta-glucosidase 12-like. Gene Ontology annotation, biological process: carbohydrate metabolic process. NCBI's taxonomy places the organism in Eukaryota, Viridiplantae, Streptophyta, Magnoliopsida, Asparagales, Orchidaceae. The record is from RefSeq and is a predicted model, not a curated record. Gene Ontology annotation, molecular function: beta-glucosidase activity.
GGGCUGCUUGAGUAUCUUCUCUCUGCCUGCAUCCUCUUCUUUAAGUACAUUGGGCUUCUGCUCAAUUAACAAAUGGAGUUUGGAGGAGUCAUGAGAUCUUAUAACCAUCUUCUUAUUCUUAUCUCUAUCCUCCUCUUUUCACUUGUUGGAGGAAUUACGGCAGUUGCCAGAGGCGGAGAGCUUCGCCGGAAAGACUUUCCCGGCGACUUCAUCUUCGGAACAGCCUCCUCAGCCUAUCAGUAUGAAGGAGAAGCAAGAGCUGGAGGCAGAGGACCCAGUAUUUGGGACACCUUCACACAUACCCAUCCAGAAAGAAUAGCCGACAGAAGCACUGGUGACGUAGCCGUAGAUUUCUACCAUCGUUACAAGGAGGAUGUACGGCUGAUGAAGGAUUUAGGCUUUGAUGCGUUCAGAUUGUCGAUCUCUUGGUCCAGGAUUCUUCCUAAUGGAAGCUUGAGCGGUGGAGUAAAUAAGGAAGGUGUGAGGUAUUACAAUAAUCUCAUCGAUGAGCUGGUAGCCAACGACAUAAAGCCAUUUGUGACGCUUCCCCAAGCUUUGGAAGACAAAUAUGGAGGUUUCUUAUCCCCACAAAUUGUGGAUGAUUUUGCAAAUUUUGCCGAUGUUUGCUUUCCAGAGUUUGGUGAUCGAGUGAAGCAUUGGAUCACUUUGAACGAGCCUGUGACAUAUACUCUUUAUGGUUAUGCCUAUGGAUUUUUUGCGCCACAUCGAUGCUCUCAUGGGGCUGCCGGAUUAUGUAGUGCUGGCAAUUCUGGCCGCGAGCCUUACAUUGUAGCUCAUCAUUUAAUACUAGCUCAUGCGACAUCAGUCAGACUCUAUAGACAGAAAUAUCAGGCAUAUCAGAAAGGUGAAAUAGGCAUAACUCAAGUUACCUACUGGAUGGUACCUUAUUCCAACUCCAAGGCCGACAAAGCAGCGGCAAGCAGAGGAUUAGAUUUCAUGUUUGGUUGGUUUAUGGAUCCUUUAAUUCGAGGAGAUUACCCAAGUACCAUGAGGGAACAUGUCGGCUAUCGGCUACCAAAAUUUACAGCGGAGCAGAGCAAAAUGGUCAAUGGGUCAUUUGAUUUCAUUGGGCUGAAUUACUACACAGCUAUUUAUGCUAACCAUAAGCUGUAUGCUAAAGGAUUGAACCCCGGCUAUGACAGCGAUAGGAAUGUUAAUCUUACAUCCUAUCGUGAAGGCAUUCCCAUUGGUCCGCAGGCAGGAUCAAGCUGGCUCUACAUCUACCCAAGAGGGGUCCACGACCUCUUGCUUUACACAAAGACAAAAUACAACAACCCAGUCAUUUACAUUACAGAGAUUGGUGUACCUGAUAUUUAUAAUGGAACCUUACCAAUUGAAAAUGCUUUGAAAGAUGAUGUAAGAAUAGAGUACUACAGACAACAUCUCUUAAACAUUCGAAGGGCUAAUAGGAAAGGAGUAGAUGUGAGGGGCUUAUUUGCAUGGUCUUUGCUUGAUAAUUUUGAGUGGACAGAUGGAUACACCAUCAGAUUCGGACUUUGUUAUGUAGAUUACAAAGAUGGCUUGAAGAGAUACCCAAAGAAUUCAGCACUUUGGUUUAAGAGAAUGCUCUGUUAAUGUUGUUUCAGUAAGAAGGAGAAGAAGGCUAAAUCGAGAGCAACGAAUUAGUUCAUUUCAUUCCUCUACGAGUAGAAGGAAUAUCCAACAUUCCAAAAAAUAUUUUUGGUGGUGAACCCAACUUCUAAUGUUUGCAUUAUCAAGUGGAGUUCCAAUCCCAUCAUGAUUCAUGAGAUAUUUUAUCUAAAUUUGUGUUUAAUAAUUUAUUUUAAAGUGUAUGACAUUAUCAAAUUGGUUUUGAGAUUGUUCAACUAUUGGGGUAAAUCCAGCUCUUGAAAUAUCAGCU